AACUGUUGCAACUCUUUCACGGCGCACAUGGCUUAACUAAUCAGUGAAAUGCAGAACGUUUUCGAUAGUGGAAAAGUGGCUUACGAGGCGGCUCCAAUGCCUAAGACAAGGACUCUUGAUGAGUCUGCUGUGUUCUAUCUAUCUGUGCUAAAGGAUGUUGUCAUUGUGCUGCUUGUGGGAGUUCCCAUGCUCUUUCUGAAGUUGAUUAAGAACCUUCUGACAAGUGAGAAGAAUGUGGCUGGUCAGUUGGCACUUGUGACUGGGGGAGGAAAUGGAAUUGGUAGAGAGAUCGCUUUGAGAUUAGCGAAGGAAAAAUGCAAUAUUGCCAUAGCGGAUGUGGACUAUAUUGCUGGGGAGAAUACUGUGGAAGAGUGCUUAUCAUUGGGAGUGAAAGCUAAGUUCUUUAAGGCGGAUGUCGGUGAAAAUGAUGAGGUAAUGCGGCUACAAGAGAACAUAGAGAAAGAAAUGGGGUUUGUUGAUAUCUUAGUGAACAAUGCUGGGCUGAUGCCACUCUUGUCCAUCCGGGAAGGAUCUUCUGCUGAAAUCGAGAGGAUUAUUCAUACAAACUUCCACUCACAUAUUUGGACUUGCCGAGCUUUCGUGGGUGGCAUGAUUGAGAGGAAGAAGGGUCAUAUAAUUUGCAUUGCAUCUGCAACAACAAUUCAUCCAAUGCCUCGAGCAACGAUUUAUUCGGGAACGAAGGGUGGAGUGGCUGGCAUGAUGAUGGCCUUUGAAGAGGAACUCAGAGGCGAAGGACAUGGAAAUUACAUCAAAUUCACCACUGUUUAUCCCUAUUUCGUAUCCACGAGGAAAGAUUUAAUGGAAAACCUCAAUCUUCGAUUCCCAGCUGUUACAGCUAAAGACACAGCGAGAGUUGCUGUGAAGGCAAUGCUCAGGAAUCAAAAGGACGCCGGUGUUCCUGAGUAUUUGUUCUUCCUCUCAAAAGUGAAUAGAUUGCUCACCGCGGAAGUGCAGCAAUUGGUUCGAGAUAGAAUAUUCAGGGAAAAAAAUACUCUGAUUGGAGUUUACAGAGGAUCAAAUUAGUUUUCAUUUUCCAUUCAAUAAAUUCAAAGUAUCCCAGAAGAA
This is a messenger RNA of Phlebotomus argentipes, 1086 nucleotides long. RefSeq lists its product as uncharacterized. Gene Ontology annotation, cellular component: lipid droplet. The coding region runs from base 49 to 1044 and encodes 331 amino acids. The transcript has 4 exons. The record is from RefSeq and is a predicted model, not a curated record. Gene Ontology annotation, molecular function: oxidoreductase activity, acting on the CH-OH group of donors, NAD or NADP as acceptor. Lineage: Eukaryota; Metazoa; Arthropoda; Insecta; Diptera; Psychodidae.